AUGAAUUAACAAUUUGAUACAGAAGACUCUAUUAAUUCCGAUGAAGCUAUUAAAUCAAUCGAAUGUAAAUAUCUCACUCCCAACUUCCAUCCCAAUCUCGAUGAUAAAGGUACUUCAGUUCAUAAAAGGAUGAAUGCAAUAAAUUAAUUGAGGUGUAAAUUUAAAGAGUCUUUGGUCUCUAAAGAUGAAGUAUUCACACAAUCAUCUCCUUUUAAAUCAACAAAUGUUAUUUCAAGUCAAAAUGGAUUACCAUAAAGUGAAUUUCCAUCUUCAACUCUUAAAGCAGAAGUUUUAACUAAGUAGGAUAAAGUACAUCUGGCUGAUUCACGUAAAAGACAUAAUACUAAAAAUUCUAUUGAAUAAUUUUAAGAGAAGCAAAUAAAAUAAAAUCAUAGAAAAAGUCAACCGCAUUUAUAACCUAAUUUGAUAUAAACUCGUAAACCUAAAAGAUAAAUUUUUGUUACAUAAAUUGUAAAUGAUCAUUGUGAGAUUACAAGUUUUCCAUUUCCUAAACCUUAAAGAUUGUCAAGGAUUAUAUAAAAUAAUGAUGGAUAUCAUUCAUAAAGAGGAAGUUCUACAUCUACUCCAAGAGGUAUCCUCAAAUCUGGAUCAUUUGAAGUUUUAAGGAUAGGUAGUAGACCAAGUACUCAAAGUCUUAAUAGUCCUAUGAUGAGACCUAGUAGUAAAAAGGUUUCCUUUGAAUUUACAAGUGAGUAACUAAGGAAAAUGAAGAAUAACAAUGGGAAUUCAGAUCAUAAUAAAUAUUAAAGAUUAAAAACCAAAUUUAAGAAAUGA
Molecule: messenger RNA, 795 nt
Organism: Paramecium pentaurelia
Lineage: Eukaryota; Ciliophora; Oligohymenophorea; Peniculida; Parameciidae
Source: the annotation of a GenBank genome assembly